Alosa alosa (allis shad) is the source of this 2773-nucleotide messenger RNA. RefSeq names its product zinc finger protein 131 (gene zbtb35). Gene Ontology annotation, molecular function: RNA polymerase II cis-regulatory region sequence-specific DNA binding; DNA-binding transcription factor activity, RNA polymerase II-specific; protein binding. The record is from RefSeq and is a predicted model, not a curated record. The transcript is spliced from 8 exons. Lineage: Eukaryota; Metazoa; Chordata; Actinopteri; Clupeiformes; Clupeidae. Bases 216 to 2030 code for a protein of 604 amino acids. Gene Ontology annotation, biological process: regulation of transcription by RNA polymerase II. Gene Ontology annotation, cellular component: nucleus.
AUGACGUAAUGCCAAUGGUCAAAUAACAAAUGGCGAAUACAGUGAAAGGCCUGCUAGAAAUGAGCAUGGAGCGUUUUCUAAGGUCGGAGCGGCUUUACACAGUACACCACGAUAUCCAGUUACAUUUUCGGAGAGGUGUGCAAUGGUUAUUUGAGUCUGCGGGGGCAGCUCGCUCCACAGAGAGCCCACAUUACUAAGGUGGAAAGGCUUAAGCCAUGGCUGAUGAGGGGGUGGUGGAGUGUGGACAUGAGUUCCCAGCUCAUUACAAGGUCAUGCUUGACAAGCUCAACGAGCAGCGCCAACUGGACCAGUUCACAGACAUCACUCUGAUCGUGGAUGGUCACCAGUUCAGAGCCCACAAGGCUGUGUUGGCAGCAUGCAGUCAGUUUUUUCACAAGUUCUUCCAAGACUUUAAGCAGGAACCAUUAGUAGAAAUCGAAGGAGUAAGCAACUCGGCUUUUCAGCACCUCAUGGAGUUCACCUACACGGCCACGCUGUCGGUCAACGGCAGCGAGGAGGUCAGUGAUGUGUGGAGGGCGGCUGAGUACCUCCAGAUGCAGGAAGCAAUCAAAGCCUUGAACACCAGAAUCAAUGGCAGCACGUCGCUGGUCUCCACUCCAGUCCUGGCGGGGAAGAGCAAAGCCAAGAAGAGGAAGAUCGCCGAGACGUCUAACGUGAUCACCGAGACACUGCCCUCGGUGGAGGCGGAGACGGUGGAGAUCGAGGUGGAGGUGGGCGGCGUGGAGGAUGCCUCGCUCGAGGAGGUGGUGGAUGCCGCUGCCCGCAACGCCCAGGCCUCGUCCGACGACUCGGCCCUCGCCCUGCUCGCUGACAUCACCAGCAAGUACCGGCCUGGGGAGACGGCGCUGCAGGGAGCCGGUGCCGACAAGUCCCCCGAGUUGGCGGCCGUAGCAGCGGCGGCGGUGGUGGACGAAGAGGAGCUGGUGCUUCAGGAGGAGACGGUGAUGGCGCCCAAGGCCCUGGAGAGCAUCGAGGUGGUGGAGGUGCAGAUCUCGCAGCUGGACAACAUGUUCCGCUGCGACAAGUGCGACCGCUGUUUCAAGAUCUUUUACCACCUCAAGCAGCACAUGAAGAGUCACGAGGCAGCCGGCGAGGGCGGCGGUGGCAGCAAGCCGUUCGUGUGCCGCCACUGCGGCAAGGCGUACGCCCGCGAGGGCGCCCUCAAACAGCACCUGAACAGCUACCACUAUGAGGCCGAGGAGCAGUCGCGGCGGCAGCGGCCGCAGAAGAAGGUGCAUGUGUGCGAGUACUGCGACAAGCAGUUUGACCACUUCGGCCACUUCAAGGAGCAUUUACGAAAACACACAGGUGAAAAGCCAUUCGAGUGUCCGGACUGUCACGAGCGCUUUGCCAGAAACAGCACACUCAAAUGCCACAUGGCGGCCUGUCAGAAUGGUUGUGGAGCCAAGAAGGGCCGGAAGAAGCUCUAUGAGUGUCAGGUGUGCAACAGUGUCUUCAACAGCUGGGAUCAGUUCAAAGACCACCUGGUCAUCCACACAGGAGAGAAGCCAAACCACUGCACGUUUUGUGACCUGUGGUUCACCCAGCCCCGUGACCUCCGGAUUCACCUGCGCGACCUGCACGGCAUCCAGGACGACGCAGUGACCAGUACCACCGCCGGCGCCGCGGAAGAGGUCGUCCUCACCGAGGCUUCCGCUGCCACCACCGUCCUCUCCACCUCCACGGGCGAGGUGACUGAGGAGGAAGCCGGACUGCUCCUGACCACGGAGGAUGGCAUCCGGGUGGAGCACGUGACUGUGGAGCCCAUGGACGUGGUGGCCGUGGAGGAGACCCUCGUGGUGGAGGCGGAGGAGGAGGAGGGGGCAGUGGCAGUAGUCACGCACCCAGGGGAGGAAGCAGCGGAGAGACUAAACGAGCACCAAACUGUGGAGAUUCAAGUCGGAGAGGUCACGCACGUGACCAUGACGGACGAACACUUAGACUCUGACGUGCACGUGGAGACAGUAGAGGUGGACGAUUCAGGGGAGGUUCAGACAGUGCAAGUAUGAAAGCCAGCCUGCAGGGGGACUCACUCUGCCUGCACCCGCUCCCUCUCUCAUAAGGAAGAGAGAAACGUCUCGAAUAAUAAACAAAUAGUAAUAUUUAUUUUGAAACUGAGCUCCUCCUUCUGUGUCUUCCUGUAUCCGCCACGUGGGGCCGAGGUGGCGUCUAUGCUUGAAUGCCGUUUGGUUGUUUUAGCAGGAAAUGCUGGUAGAAGGAUCAAAUUUCUUAUGUGUUUGUUUGCUUGUUUUGCGCAUUUCAUAAGACUCAAAAAUGCAAAAAUGAAAAGAAAAGAUGUGCUGUCACCGAGGACAUUCAGUGAUCGAUUGACAACUAAAAAAGAGACCAAUGAGCGAGAGUGUAACAAAGAAAAACAGGCUUUAUUUUUGUACACUUUCUGUUUGUUUACACACAGUCUGGUGUUGUCAUUACCAUUGAUGUUGCUGUUGUGUCUGCUCAGGGUGGUGAGUGAGUCGCCCCGAGACUGCUCAAGGAAGUGACUGUUGAUGAUCGCUUACAGCAUAUGCGUCUCAAACUGCACUCCAUAAAAACCCCUUAUGCAGAUCCGGUGGGACGUGGGUUUGCUUUCAAGCAGAGGUCUCCGGGCAUCAACAGACUUGGGGAAUGCACGCUGAACCAGGCUUUGUGUUGAUCCUUUUGUAAAAUGAAAAAAAAAAAAAGUUUCAAUCAUCUUUGGCACAGAGCGUUACAGUAUUGCAUUGUCUAAUAAACUUUGAGUUUUAAAACAAGA